UUCAGAGCACAACUGACCGUCUACGUGUCCGCACCUCGACCAUUUUAAUAUCACUGAAAUUUACUGCUCCGACAUUUGUAUAUAAAACGCGUAAAUUGUGUACGAUUUCGUCGCGUGUUUGUAUAUAAACUGUGUAUACAAUAUUUGUGUAUACAACUCGUUACGAGUAUCAAAUGUUUGUAAUAUAAAGACGAAGAUUAAAUUGUUUAGUUUACCACGGCGUAAAUGUUUAAAGUAUGAUGAAGGAGCAACAGUUGUCUGAAGUGAGUGGUUCUAACCAACUCGCUCCGGUGCUCCACCAGAGCAUCAACAUCCAACAGCAUCUCCACCACUUGCAUUUGCACCAGAACCACACCAGUGUUAUCCUACCGAACGAACCACCCCAACAACAACAACAACAACACCCGGAAAGCACCGCUCCGGACGACAAACCCUCCAGUUCGGAUAAGAAAUCCGGGAUCCGGAGACAAGAAAAACCGCCCUAUUCCUACAUCGCACUCAUUGUCAUGGCUAUACAACACUCACCCACCAAACGACUCACUCUCAGCGAAAUCUACUCUUUCCUCCAACAAAGAUUCCCAUUUUUCAGGGGUUCUUACCAAGGAUGGAAAAACUCAGUUCGUCACAAUUUAUCCCUAAAUGAGUGUUUUAUCAAGCUACCAAAGGGCUUAGGGCGUCCUGGGAAAGGCCAUUAUUGGACCAUUGACCCUGCGAGUGAGUUCAUGUUCGAGGAGGGGUCCUUCCGGAGACGUCCUCGAGGCUUCCGUCGGAAAUGUCAAGCCAUGAAGCCUCAAUACCACCCCGGAAACUUUUUCACAAAUAACAUGACCGGAAUGGUAAACCAAACCCCGAGUUAUGACCCCCAAACCCUAGUCCAACCCCAGGAGUACUCCACUUGCUCCUACAACUCUUCACCACAAGUCUCCUCCGCCACGCAUUACACCAAUUAUGAGUAUCCGGUGUACCAGCAACAAUGCGAGCGUGAUUGGGGCUCGGCCUCCGCCCUGUUGCCCCCGUACCCAGAAACGGCCAUCUCGAGUUCGUAUCUCAAGGCSCCCAUCAGCCCCCUUGGCGACAACCAGGAGACGCCAUCCGACACGUACAAUUACCAAUACGGAGGCAUUUCAACGUCAUCUGCAGAUAAUUUGAUGCGAAGCUCGACGAAUAGCAUGCAGCCAAUUCAGUGCGACCGAAAGCCGUACUUGAGUUCGCCGCCGCCUUCGAUUCCAUCAUCUCUUCCAUCACCACCAGCAGCAAACACAGCACACUCAUUUUACGAACCUGCUGUAAAGUAUAGCUUAUAAAUUGAGUAUUUACGGCUAUUUUUAAGUGGACAUUUGUACUUGUCAUUUAUUUUAUGUUUUUUUCGGAAUUCCUCAUCAUCAAUCGUGCAAACGCGCAGCUCAAUUUUGCACAAUUGUAAAUAUAUUUAUUUUCUAGGUUUAGUAGUAAGACAUAAUCAUGAUUUAACAUGUAUAUACAAACUUCAUACAGCUACUUACCAAAAAUGGUGUACAUAAAACGAUUUGAUUUUGUAAUUUAUGAUAAAAAUAAAAUUUUGAUUUUA
Messenger RNA from Tribolium madens (black flour beetle), 1567 nucleotides. Its product is annotated as forkhead box protein F1-like. NCBI's taxonomy places the organism in Eukaryota, Metazoa, Arthropoda, Insecta, Coleoptera, Tenebrionidae. The record is from RefSeq and is a predicted model, not a curated record. The coding region runs from base 237 to 1304 and encodes 355 amino acids. The transcript is spliced from 2 exons. Gene Ontology annotation, molecular function: DNA-binding transcription factor activity, RNA polymerase II-specific; RNA polymerase II cis-regulatory region sequence-specific DNA binding. Gene Ontology annotation, biological process: animal organ morphogenesis; regulation of transcription by RNA polymerase II. Gene Ontology annotation, cellular component: nucleus.